UGGUCACAUUGAAUCAUAUAGACGUAGGCACCCGCAGAUAGGAUUUCAAUUCGCAUAAAAGAAGGGCAACAAAUCAGUGGGAUUAGUUGCAGUAGGUCCAUACCCAGUGGAUUGAGGCCCUUGCUCUGCUACCGCGGAAUCUAUGAAAAUGCGCCUCCAACGUGGGUGCAACCGCCUAGUUCUGUAACCUUCUGUGAGAGAACUUCUGGCGGAGAGGAGCGGAUCGAAGCGGAAGAAAUCGGAAAGCUAAGAGAAAACAAAAUCGGGGCGGCAUAGCAACGUCAACGUCAACUAUACACCGAAGUCCAGAAAUUCAGUAAUCUGGUUACCACUUGCUUAGAGUCAAAGUAAGCAGGACGCCAGAGGACAGAAUGUGCGGCCUGGACGUAAGACGCUUCUUCGAGGAGUGGCGUAUCUGGAUACGCCCGCUGCUUAUUGUCACCUAUGUAAUCUUUGCCAUCAUCGUGGUUCCGCUGCUAAUCGUAAACUCAGUAAAGGAUGGCUUCCAGCGCAACGACCAGCUCAUCCUCAUCGGCGGUCUUUUUGUUCUGUCCGCGGUGCCUGUGUCCAUAUGGCAUAUCAUCCAACACGUCAUUCAUUUCACGAAACCCAUACUGCAGAAGCACAUAAUCCGCAUAUUGUGGAUGGUGCCCAUCUAUGCCCUGAACGCGUGGAUCGGCCUGUUCUUUCCGAAGCACUCCAUCUACGUGGACUCUCUGCGCGAAUGCUAUGAGGCGUACGUUAUCUACAACUUCAUGGUGUACCUGCUUAACUAUUUGAAUCUCGGCAUGGACCUGGAGGCCACCAUGGAGUACAAGCCACAGGUGCCGCACUUUUUUCCGUUGUGCUGCAUGCGUCCGUGGGUGAUGGGACGUGAGUUCAUCCACAACUGCAAGCACGGCAUCCUCCAGUACACAGUGGUGCGGCCAAUUACCACCUUUAUCUCUGUUAUCUGCGAACUGUGCGGCGUCUACGGUGAGGGCGAGUUCGCCGGUAACGUGGCUUUUCCGUAUAUUGUGGUCGUAAAUAACAUCUCCCAGUUUGUGGCCAUGUACUGCUUGGUGCUAUUUUACCGUGCCAAUAAGGAGGACCUUAAACCUAUGAAGCCCAUUCCAAAGUUUCUGUGCAUCAAGGCUGUGGUAUUCUUCUCGUUUUUCCAAGGAGUGCUGCUGAAUGUGCUAGUAUACUAUGGCAUAAUUAAGGACAUUUUUGGGUCGGAUGUUGGUGACACUAAUCUCGCAUCCCUGCUGCAGAACUUUCUCAUCUGUAUCGAGAUGUUCAUCGCUGCUGUAGCUCACAUCUACAGCUUCCCGCACAGCCCGUUCCACAUCAACUCUCCGCAGUACUGGAACAAUCCGAAUCAUAGUUGGUGUCGCGCCUUCCUUUCCAUGAUGGACAUUUCGGACAUGCAGGAGGACGUCACCGAGCAUCUGGGCGUAGUGGGCAGUUCGCUUAGUCGCCGUUUUCAGGGACGCAGCACAUACCAGCCGUUGGCUCGCAGUCCUCGUCGUUCCAGUAGUGAGUCUGAGUAUUUGAUCAGCAAGCGCCAGGAUCAGCAGCUGCCGGGCAACUCGUCACAAUCAGGCGUAACCGACGAUGGUAACCGUAGCAAUAGCAACAACUACCAACAACAACAACUGCACUUGCCGGGCGCGUCGAACUCUGAGAUAUCGACCCGUCAGCGCGAUACACUGCAUCUACGCGAGCGCGAAAGAGAUCCGGGACGGGUUGCGGGUGCUGGCGUAGGUGGUAGCUUCCUGCGCUUACCGCCCGGUGCCGGAAUCGCCUCGGCGGCCGAGCCGAUUCCUGAGUCCAACGAUGAUUAUGCCCUGCUAUUAGGUGCGGGCACAGGCAGGUGACACCGCUACCAACAGUACCACUACCAGCAGCAUCAGCACCCGCACAUUGACGACACUUUCGAGGACGAAGAUGGUGUGGACGUUAGCCAGCAGAUGAAUGCCUCAUCGCUCAGCGCCUCGCUGUCCGUUUCGUUUGGCAUGUCAAGCAGUUUAAAGUUUAGUGCGACUGGCAGCAACCGGUCGGCGUCCGAGUGGUCAAACUCAACGGGCGGGGAAGAUGACGCUGACGACGAUGAGGUAGACGUGGACGUGGACGAAGAAGAUGGGGAUAACGGUGCUGGCGAGCAGCCCGUUGUCGUUAUAGCCUCUACGACCAGGCGACGCCGCGAUCGAGAGUACAUCACCUAGACGCGUUGACCUUAAAACCUUCUUCAGUUAAACGCUAUACUUAUAUUUAUUGUUUUUCCCAUAUCAAGAUUUGUGCUAGGCUUAGAAUACUCAUGAAACGAACACUUUCCAGCGGCCCAUUAAAUGGGGAAUUUAAAUUGUGGCCUUAGUUUUCAUCGCGAAACCAACUUAUUUUACAACGCCAUUACUGUAAUCGUUUUUUCCUGAUAGCGCACACAAACAGAUCCACACAUCCCUUAGCCCAAAGAAUCAUCAUUGAAUGGGGUCCGAUAUUUUGUAUGUACUUUUUAUGUGCUCAUUUUGUAGGCCGACCUUCCCAAAAUGAUAUUUUUAUUCUUUGCAUCCGUGUUAAGUGCCCCCGUAUAGUUAGGUCUCGAACUUUUGUGUGGCGAAGUAGUUAAUUAGUAACAUGCCUGAACCGAUUGUGAAUUUUGUGACAUCCGCCGGUCAGAAAAGGGCGUGACUCGUAUUUAAAUAGAAAUUCUUAUUGUAAAACUAAUAUACACAUUAAUAAUAUAAUAUUGGAAAAUA
Drosophila eugracilis is the source of this 2738-nucleotide messenger RNA. Its product is annotated as transmembrane protein 184C. The record is from RefSeq and is a predicted model, not a curated record. Gene Ontology annotation, molecular function: transporter activity. Lineage: Eukaryota; Metazoa; Arthropoda; Insecta; Diptera; Drosophilidae. Gene Ontology annotation, biological process: transport.